Molecule: messenger RNA, 1188 nt
Organism: Caenorhabditis remanei
Lineage: Eukaryota; Metazoa; Nematoda; Chromadorea; Rhabditida; Rhabditidae
Exons: 3
Coding region: 1-1188 (395 amino acids)
Source: RefSeq, a predicted model, not a curated record
AUGCCUCUAGCUUACAACCAGGAAGUUAUCAACGGCAUUCUCUUCACUUUUCAUUUCCAAAAAGAACUCCCAUUCUUCGCCCAUCAAAAACUAAUUGAAAUUACCGGAGUGGAAGUGAUGAGCCAGGAACAAGUCACUGAGUUCUUUAAGAUGAUCGACAACGGAGAAUUCCGGUUGCAGAAGGAAGUUGAGAACGUGACGCUGGCACAGGUUCUUAAUGUUCCGAACUUCGUGGAGAAAUACUUGGAUAUUGAGACGAGGCUCCGCCUCCGAAAGACCUGUACCACCAUCCGUGAAACCCUCAAUGAAAAGCCGCUAUUCAUAGAUUGUCUCAAGUACAAAUGCAAUAUAAAUUGUAUCGAAAUUUCUACAAAUGAAGGCUUCAAGGUCUCUUACGAGAUCACUGAAGGAGGAUUGAAUGUGAAAAAUGGGGAAAAAGUGAACCUGAUAAAUGCAACAAACGAAGAAAAGGUUGAAAUAAUUCAACGGGAUUUGAUGUCGAUUUUUGGUAGUGAGAAGCUGAGAAUUGACACUUUCGAAAUUGAAAACUAUAAAAAACAUGUUGAAGCUCAAUUUGGAAGUAUAGCACUACGAAACACAUUGAAUGAAGUGCCAAACAAAUUAAAGAUCAGAAAUUUGAAGUACGGUGUUGAAGAAGUGAAUGAAGUUUUAAUUGAAACAUUGAAGACGAUAGACCCGGAAAGUCUCAAAUUUCUUCGACUCUUUGUCUUACAAUUUGCAUAUUUUUGGACCCCUGUUGUGGACUUGUAUAAUCUGCAACAAUGGAAAUGUUUGAAAUCGUUAAAAGUUUUUUAUCGGGUACUGGUGAUUUCGGACAUUAUCAGAUUCUACACUCAUGUGGAUAAUGCCCAUUUGGAGAUUGACGGUUUUUACAGUUAUUCGAACUACACACCUUUACACACUUCAAUAAUGAUGAUUAAAGAUAAACUUCUUCAAAAUCCCAAUCUAAAACAGUUCAAAAUGGAAGCAUGCUUUGGUAUGAUGAAUCGUGCCUUUGAGAAUGUUAAAGCAAGUCUCCAACAAUACAACACGAACAAUGCUCCGCAUCCGUGCUGGAUUAGUAUUCCAUACCCAAAUUCUGAUAAGAAAUUGGAAAUUUUGGUUGAUAAAAUGAUCAUAUGGUUCAAGGGACCGUGUUAUGUGGAGGGAGAUGAAUUUGAACAAUAA